Messenger RNA from Coregonus sp. 'balchen', 1541 nucleotides. Lineage: Eukaryota; Metazoa; Chordata; Actinopteri; Salmoniformes; Salmonidae. The record is from the annotation of a GenBank genome assembly.
UAUGACUCAACUGCAGAGCUAGACAACCCUUUACAGACAGAAACGCAGCUCAACCCAUCUCCUAGAAAUGGUGAGAAAUAUACUACAUUCAUACAAAUGAUGCUGUAUAUAUUCUGGGUAAGCACCAACUUUGCACCAACUUACCCUAGUGCGGCAUCUUAUCCAUGUGCAUACAAAUUAAGUCAGAUGUAUAUUUUUGUUAAUUACACAGUAUCUUUCCCAGUUAUUAGCUUUGUGUUCCAUACCUCAUUCUGGUUUAUCAUUGCAAUUGUAGAUGCAUCAGUGAGAUCCAGGAAGGACACUGCAGAGUUCGGUAAUGCAUCUCUUUUAAAUACAAUAUAACUUCAGAUAAUAUUCAUAUGAAAUGUGAGACAUAGAAUUGCUAUUUUUCCCCCAUUUUUUCCCCCACCAGAUAUAAAUAAAGCACGCACACAUGAAGGUAAUGCGCUCUGUCAACAGAAUCUGUUUUUUAACUCAAUAAAAAUAUUUUUUAUCUGCCCUAUAUGCCUAAUCUUUAAAUCACUAAAGAUGCAAUUACAAUGAAAAUAAUGAGUGAAUAAAAUAUGUUGUUUUCCUAUUCUCCACAGUGUAUGUUACUCUGGAUGUGGACACAGCUCACCCUAAGCUGAAGAUAAAUGGGAAAUCACUACAUUGGAUAGGUGAAUCAUCGCAGAGAAACAUUGACAUUGAGAACUGUUUUGAUGAAGAGCCUUUUGUGUUGGGCAAUACGGGCCGUGCUUUGAAGACUUACUGGGAGGUGGAUGUGAAGGAGAAGGAUGACUGGGUGCUUGGCGUUGCCAAGGCAACGGCUCACAGGAAGGGGCCGUUGGCUUUCAGACCAAAUGAUGGCUUCUGGGUAAUCAGACUAUCCAAUGGACAAAGACUUAAAGCCAUGGAGGAUGAAGAACGUGUUCUUGACGUAGGAAUUCCAGAUAAAGUCGGUAUCUAUCUGGAUUAUCCGGAAAGGAAGGUGACUUUCUUUAGUGCAGAAGAUGGUUCCCUCAUCCACUCAUUUACCAAUGGACCAAGUUAUGAGGAUGAUGUCCUCCCACUUUUCUCACCCUGGAACAAUGAUCCAAAACCAAUCACAAUUUUGUAAAUCACGGCAACAUAAAAAAACAUAAUUCAUCACAUUCCCUGUCUGUCAAUAGUUUAUCGUGGUAUAAAGCUAUGUCAAUCAUUUUCGAUUAAAUACUAUAAAGAAUUGUGGAUUCAUCAAUAUUGUGAAGAACGGGCGGCAGGUAGCUUAGUGGUUAAGAGCGAUGUGCCAGUAAUCGAAAGGUCGCUGGUUCUAAUCCCCGAGCCGACUAGGGGAAAAAUCUGUUGAUGUGCCCUUGAGCAAGGCACUUAACCCUAAUUGCUCUGGAUAAGAGCAUCUGCUAAAUGACUAAAAUGUUGCGUUCCAUAUUCUUUAUCAAUGUAUUAUACAUUCAUUAUUUCAGUAGUUUAUUGUGUGUGACAUUAAACAAGCAUUUUUGUUUUAAAACAUGAAAUGUUGAUUUGUGAAAAAUACAGAAUCUUAUUUGGUAUCUGAAUGUAGA